GAGGCAGUGCGCGGGCCUUGGCCACUCAGGUGGGCGCCAGGCCCCGGCUCUGGUGAGAGCGCGGGCUGUGCAGAGUCCGGUACCUGGAGACGCUUCCUCGCGACCCCCGCGCCGGCGGGACCGGGCGGCCGGCAUUAUGACCCUGUUUCACUUUGGGAACUGCUUCGCCCUCGCCUACUUCCCCUACUUCAUCACGUACAAGUGCAGCGGCCUGUCUGAGUACAACGCCUUCUGGAAAUGCGUCCAGGCCGGAGUCACCUACCUCUUUGUGCAGCUGUGCAAGAUGCUGUUCUUGGCCACUUUCUUUCCCACCUGGGAAGGUGGCAUCUAUGACUUCAUUGGGGAGUUCAUGAAGGCCAGCGUGGAUGUGGCGGACCUGAUAGGCCUAAACCUUGUCAUGUCUCGGAAUGCUGGCAAGGGGGAGUACAAGAUCAUGGUUGCUGCCCUAGGCUGGGCCACCGCUGAGCUCAUUAUGUCCCGCUGCAUCCCGCUCUGGGUCGGAGCCCGGGGCAUUGAGUUUGACUGGAAAUACAUCCAGAUGAGCAUUGACUCCAACAUCAGUCUGGUCCAUUACAUCGUUGCAUCUGCCCAGGUCUGGAUGAUAACACGCUAUGACUUGUACCAUACCUUCCGUCCAGCCGUCCUCCUGCUGAUGUUCCUUAGUGUCUACAAGGCCUUUGUCAUGGAGACCUUUGUCCACCUAUGUUCACUGGGCAGCUGGACAGCACUGCUGGCCCGAGCAGUUGUCACAGGCCUGCUAGCCCUCAGCACCUUGGCCCUGUAUGUCGCCGUUGUCAACGCACACACCUAGACUUGGUGUCCCAAACAUACCUUUUCCCUGUUUUCUCCAGGUUUUAGUGAAGUAAACUAUUAGGAAAGUUG
This is a messenger RNA of Otolemur garnettii (small-eared galago), 882 nucleotides long. RefSeq names its product transmembrane protein 147 (gene TMEM147). Bases 137 to 811 code for a protein of 224 amino acids. The record is from RefSeq and is a predicted model, not a curated record. The transcript has 7 exons. NCBI's taxonomy places the organism in Eukaryota, Metazoa, Chordata, Mammalia, Primates, Galagidae.